GAAAUUUCAUGGUGUUUUUGUUUUUCCUUCAAUCAGGUAAAUAUUAAUAAUCUUGAUUGAAGUUGUUUUUUGCUAGUUUAUAUACUUUAUUAAUGAAUCUUGUCGAGUAUGUGAUCCAAGAACAAGGACAAAAUUCAGAAGGCAUCACUGUGUUCAUUUCCAUAGGAAAUGGCAAACAACAAAAACCUAAUCACUAGGUUUCACCCAUAUCACGGAGAAAACAUUGUCCUCUCUGACGAUAACACAGUAGCUUACAGAAAGAAAAGCUUCGCCAAUGCUGUCACGUUUAGUGAGAAACCACUGCAACCAGGUGAAAUUUUCCUCAUAGAGAUUGAACAAAAUGAAACUGGGUGGAGUGGUCAUAUGAGACUAGGUCUCACUCAGCUAGAUCCCCUGACAAUAUACAGAACAGGUUCCAUACCACAGUAUGCUUUACCUGACCUUGCAGACAUUGGCACCUCUUGGAUUUAUGGUAUAAGCAAAGCCCACAACAGUAUUUUUGAGUAUGAGGACAAGAAAGGCAAAAAGUGUAUUCGUUCAGGACUGAAAAAAGUUGUUGGUGAUGGCAACUUUGUCAAAACUUGCCGAGGUACCUUACCUUUGAGUCUUUUGAAGCCCUCCAGGUCUUCAUCUCCCACUGAUGUUGGGAGCAGAAUUGGGGUUGUGUAUGUCCCCACUGAUGAACUAGAGGCUGAUAUGCAUUACAUAAUUAAUGGGGAGGACCAGGGAGCUUGUGUGAAAAGGAUUCCCUUCAAGCAAGCCCCCCUACAUGCUGUAGUUGAUGUGUAUGGUACCACAAAGAAAGUUAGAAUAAUCCAGUUGUAUGUUGUUCCUAGCUUACAAGCAGCUUGUAGAGAUGCCAUUCUUCAACAUAUCACCAAGAAGGGUGUUUAUUCUUUACCUCUGCCCAAACUGUUGAAAGAAAAAAAAGAAAGAAUUUUGAAAGUGAAAAUGGAGUGUUUACUGGGAAUCAAAUUCAAUGAUUUCGUUCUAAUAGCUGCCGAUAUGACAGCUUCGCAGAGCAUAAUCGUUAUGAAAACAGAUGAAAAUAAAUUGCACAAGAUGUCCAACAGGCUAGUAAUGGCUGUAUCAGGAGAAUCAGGUGAUACCACACAGUUUGCAGAGUACAUUGCAAAGAAUAUCCAGCUUUACAAAAUGAGGAACACCUAUGAGUUGAGUACAAAAGAAGCUGCUGCUUUCACGCGCAGAAACUUGGCUGAUAGUCUUCGAAGCAGGGGUGCCUACAGUGUGAAUCUUUUAUUGGCUGGUUAUGAUGAAAAUGAUGGACCACAAUUAUAUUACAUGGAUCACCUAGCAUCAGUUGCUAGUGUUGAUUAUGCUGCCCAUGGUUAUGGAGGUUACUUCUCACUUUCUAUCAUGGACAGAAAUUACUUGAAGUCUCUGUCCAGGGAACAAGGCUAUGAACUUUUGAAAAAGUGUGUGGCAGAAGUACAUAAGAGACUAGCUAUCAAUUUACCCAAUUUCAAGGUUCAAGCUAUUGACAAGAAUGGUAUUCAUGAUAUGCCUAAUAUCACUCUUUAAUAGUUUCUGUGUAUGUGUUUAUUUUUCAUAAUUAAUUAAGAGGUUUCUGAGAUGAGGAUUCAUUUUAAUAAAUAUUUGAGGUAAAAA
Molecule: messenger RNA, 1629 nt
Organism: Phaedon cochleariae (mustard beetle)
Lineage: Eukaryota; Metazoa; Arthropoda; Insecta; Coleoptera; Chrysomelidae
Source: the annotation of a GenBank genome assembly